GUCCAUGAAUAAGACUGAAACGAUAUUCAUUAUACAAGAUUCCGUUAAGCUUUCUAUUAAAACUCAGGACACUUUGUUUGGGAUUCAUCACAGGGAACAUCAGAUUAAUUGGGAAGUCAACUGAGGGACAAAGACUAUACUUCUAAAGUCGUGCACUCGUGGUGGAAAGGUCAGGUCAAUAAUGUUGUGGGAGUCGGCAGCAAAACUUGUCGCGCAAAGCAUCUUCUUAGUUUUUGGAUUGGCAGGAAACAUGUUUAUCCUGCUCACGAGUUUCACUGACUGGAGGAAGACUCAUAACACGAAUCCUUAUGCUGCUAUCACAAUCAGUAUUGGCUUCUCUAACAUUCUACUCCAAGCUACUACAUUUUUAAAUGAGUUCUGUAUUGUCCUCUCGACAAAUGUUUUUAUGCAGGAGACAUCGAUUAAGUCCUUCAUAGCCAUCCAGAUAUCUCUUUUUAUAAAUAGCCUGUUAUUUUCCCUCUGCCUCUGCUUUUACUAUUGUGUGAAGAUCCUCCAAAUUACCCAGCCAUGUUUUCUGAAGAUGAAGCAAGAAAUUGCUAGAAUAACCCCCUGGUUUCUCGCAGUAUCCAUGCUUGUAUCUUUCAGCAUUGGAAUACCCUCCUAUUGGGACCUUUACUGGACUCUUACCGGAGCAACAAACUCAUCAGUAAACUGGAUUCAAAUGAAAGUAAAGUUCAAUAGAAGAUACCAGUGGGUCUUUAUUUUACAGAUGCUGACAUCCUCAGUAGCUUUAAUAGUCUUCUUCUGCCUGGCCAUCACAAUUCUCUCCUCCCUUUGCAGACACAUGAGGAGAAUGAAACACAACAACGCUGGCUUCAACAAAUCGAGCUUGGAUGUCCAUGUUUCAGCUGCUAAAACAUUGACUUUGAUCUUGCUUCUCCAUCUCUACUUCUUUGCGGCCAUAUGCAUCCUCUUCAACUCUACACUCACCUGGGGAACCUGGUUUUUUAAUCUCAGCUACAUAAUGGUCACCAGCUUCCCAUCAUUGAAUUCUUUAAUUCUCAUCACUGGGAACUCACAGUUAAGGAAUACCCUAAAAAAUAUCUGUCUACUUUGCAGGAGUUGCUCUAUUAUUUCUAAGGAUAGGCAUACAGCCCCUGAUCUCUGCUCUAGUAUCCAUCCUACUUUGUAAAGGGUGAUGAGAAAAUGUGUUGUGUGUAGGCAGUGGUAGAUAAAGAUAUAUAUAGUUAGCCAAAAAACGAGCAUUAACUGAUCCAUAUGAGAAUAAGGAAUGCAGAAUUUUAACUAAUGAAACUAUUUUCUGCAGUAGUUUCCCUACCCACUUCAACUCUGAACAGUGCUAUAUUUAAAGGGUUUAUAUAAGUUUUGAUUAUGCAGCCCAUCCCUAGGGCCUAUAUAACCUUUCACUAUUUCUAUAACUUGCGUAUCUGAUAUAAAGCAUAUUUUUUAUAUACAGCAAUAAGAUGCAGCUACGUGCAAAAUGUAACAGCUGAAAAGCGGAACCUAAUAGCCAACACCUAGAUCAACGGCUAUUAUGAAAUAAAAUUGUGGUCAGUAAAGUAUAUUGGGCUAAGGAUCAGUUUUAUGCCAAUAUAACAAGUUUUGCUUUAGCCUUGUUACGUAGUUUUAAUGCAGAUGUAUUUUAACCAAUAAUGUUUAAGACAAUGCUUUUGAUAUGAUAUGAAACACGAUAAAUAUGUGUGUAAGGGUCAG
Molecule: messenger RNA, 1695 nt
Organism: Xenopus laevis (African clawed frog)
Lineage: Eukaryota; Metazoa; Chordata; Amphibia; Anura; Pipidae
Gene: t2r41.L
Product: taste receptor type 2 member 40-like
Exons: 1
Coding region: 182-1153 (323 amino acids)
Source: RefSeq, a predicted model, not a curated record